Molecule: messenger RNA, 2672 nt
Organism: Gorilla gorilla gorilla (western lowland gorilla)
Lineage: Eukaryota; Metazoa; Chordata; Mammalia; Primates; Hominidae
Product: Fc receptor-like protein 6
Exons: 9
Coding region: 257-1498 (413 amino acids)
Biological process (GO): immune response; cell surface receptor signaling pathway
Cellular component (GO): external side of plasma membrane
Molecular function (GO): transmembrane signaling receptor activity
Source: RefSeq, a predicted model, not a curated record
UAUUAGUGAUUUACCGACUCCUUCAUACUUAGUGUUCAGGAAAAUUUAUUCAUGUAAUACUUCUUCAACCAAAGAGGAAAUACCAAUUAGAGCUUUGUAAGUUUCUUUUCCACUUCCUAUUUUGGCUAUCAAGCUAUAGCACCACCCAGCUCAGGCCACCCACCCACCUUCGGUCCUGAGGCCUGGUUGCUCUCUGCCGGCUUCGCCCUGACCUGUUUCUGACCUGUGUUCCCUCCGCUGUGCCAGAACAGGCCCCAUGCUGCUCUGGACGGCUGUGCUGCUCUUUGUUCCCUGUGUUGGGAAAACUGUCUGGCUGUACCUCCAAGCCUGGCCAAACCCUGUGUUUGAAGGAGAUGCCCUGACUCUGCGAUGUCAGGGAUGGAAGAAUACACCACUGUCUCAGGUGAAGUUCUACAGAGAUGGAAAAUUCCUUCAUUUCUCUAAGGAAAACCAGACUCUGUCCAUGGGAGCAGCAACAGUGCAGAGCCGUGGCCAGUACAGCUGCUCUGGGCAGGUGAUGUAUAUUCCACAGACAUUCACACAAACUUCAGAGACAGCUAUGGUUCAAGUCCAAGAGCUGUUCCCACCUCCUGUGCUGAGUGCCAUCCCCUCUCCUGAGCCCCGAGAGGGUAGCCUGGUGACCCUGAGAUGUCAGACAAAGCUGCACCCCCAGAGGUCAGCCUUGAGGCUCCUUUUCUCCUUCCACAAGGACGGCCACACCUUGCAGGACAGGGGCCCUCACCCAGAAUUCUGCAUCCCGGGAGCCAAGGAGGGAGACUCUGGGCUUUACUGGUGUGAGGUGGCCCCCGAGGGUGGCCAGGUCCAGAAGCAGAGCCCCCAGCUGGAGGUCAGAGUGCAGGCUCCUGUGUCCCGUCCUGUGCUCACUCUGCACCACGGGCCUGCUGACCCUGCUGUGGGGGACAUGGUGCAGCUCCUCUGUGAGGCACAGAGGGGCUCCCCUCCGAUCCUGUAUUACUUCUACCUUGAUGAGAAGAUUGUGGAGAACCACUCAGCUCCCUGUGGUGGAACCACCUCCCUCCUCUUCCCAGUGAAGUCAGAACAGGAUGCUGGGAACUACUCCUGCGAGGCUGAGAACAGUGUCUCCAGAGAGAGGAGUGAGCCCAAGAAGCUGUCUCUGAAGGGUUCUCAAGUCUUGUCCACUCCCGCCAGCAGCAACUGGCUGGUUCCUUGGCUGCCUGCGAGCCUGCUUGGCCUGAUGGUUAUUGCUGCUGCACUUCUGGUUUAUUUGAGAUCCUGGAGAAAAGCUGUGCAUCACCAGAAAGGGAAAGAUGAAGGUGUUGUCUACUCUGUGGUGCAUAGAACCUCAAAGAGGAGUGAAGCCAGGUCUGCUGAGUUCACCGUGGGGAGAAAGGACAGUUCUAUCAUCUGUGCAGAGGUGAGAUGCCUGCAGCCCAGUGAGGUUUCAUCCAAGGAGGUGAAUAUGAGAAGCAGGACUCUCCAAGAACCCCUUGGCGACUGUGAGGAGGUUCUCUGCUAGUGAUGGUGUUCUCCUAUCAACACACGCCCACCCCCAGUCUCCAGUGCUCCUCAGGAAGACAGUGGGCUCCUCAACUCUUUCUGUGGGUCCUUCAGUUCCCAAGCCCAGCAUCACAGAGCCCCCUGAGCCCUUGUCCUGGUCAGGAGCACCUGAACCCUGGGUUCUCUUCUUAGCAGAAGACCAACCAAUGGAAUGGGAAGGGAGAUGCUCCCACCAACACACACACUUAGGUUCAAUCAGUGACACUGGACACAUAAGCCACAGAUGUUUUCUUUCCAUACAAGCAUGUUAGUUCCCCCCAAUAUAUAUAUAUAUAUAUGAAAUAGUCACGUGCCGCAUAACAACAUUUCAGUCAGUGAUAGACUGCAUACACAACAGUGGUCCCAUAAGACUGUAAUGGAGUUUAAAAAUUCCUACUGCCUAGUGAUAUCAUAGUUGCCUGAACAUCAUAACACGACACAUUUCUCACGCGUUUGUGGUCAUGCUGGUACAAACAAGCUACAGCGCUGCUAGUCAUAUACAAAUAUAGCACAUACAAUUAUGUACAGUACACUAUACUUGAUAAUGAUAAUAAACAACUAUGUUACUGGUUUAUGUCUUUACUAUAACUUUUUCUUUUUGAGACGGAGUUUUGCUCUGUCGCCCAGUCUGGAGUGCAAUGGCACAAUCUCGGCUCACUGUAACCUCUGCCUCCCGAGUUCAAGCGAUUCUCUUGCUUCAGUGUCCUGAGUAGCUGGGACUACAGGCGUGCACCACCACGCCCGGCUAAUUUUUGUAUUUAUUAGUAGAGAUGGGGUUUCACCAUGUUGGCCAGACUGGUCUCGAACUCCUGACCUCAAGUGAUCCACCCGCCUCGGCCUCCCAAAGUGGUGGGAUUACAGGUGUGAGCCACCGCACCCAGCCCUGUAUUUACUGUAACUUUUUAUUGUUAUUUUGGAAUAUAUUCCUUCUACUUAUUUUUUUUAAGUUAACUAUAAAACAGCCUCAAGCAGGUCCUUCAGGAAGUAUCCAGAAGGAGCCCUUGUUAUGAUAGGAGAUGACAGCUCCAUGUGUGUUAUUGCCUCUGAAGACUUUCCAGUGGGACAAGAUGAGGUGGUGGAAGACAGUGAUAUUGAUGAUCCUGACCCUGUGUAGACCUAGGCUAAUGUGUGUGUUUAUUUAUGUCUUAGUUUUU